This is a messenger RNA of Funneliformis mosseae, 2094 nucleotides long. The record is from the annotation of a GenBank genome assembly. NCBI's taxonomy places the organism in Eukaryota, Fungi, Glomeromycota, Glomeromycetes, Glomerales, Glomeraceae.
AUGCAACAACCUCCACCUACAACAUCGUCGGGACCUUCAACCGUUCCACAGUUUGUUGUAAUUCAUGAUCAAUUGCAACAGUGUUGGAAACAUCCAGCGGUUCAUUAUGUGUUUGAGGAUGAACCCUUUCCCUCAGAUGUACCUAAAGAUUCAUACGUCUUGGUGAAUCUUGGUGAAGAUGGUGAAAGUAUUGCUGCUGUUCAUUCUUUAAGUCAUAAAUUUCAAGUAACCAAUUGUAAAGUUAGUUCUACGCCACAAAUGAAUGCUAACGCAGGAACGGGGGGCGGUAAAGACUCUAAUACAAAUUUAAUGCUAACCAUUGAGGGAAUGUCGGCAAAUCAACCAGCAAAGAAUCGAAGCAAACAAUAUAAAGAAGAAUUCGAUCAAUCAUCUAGUGUAUUUGGAUUAGAUGAUCUAAUGGAACGUUUGUUAUUAUUUGUUGACCCAGAUCACUGUUUCAAUGAUCCUGUAGACUUACUUAUUGCAACUAUAAUUGCAAUUAGUGUCUUCGUUUGUUAUGUACCACAACAUUAUAGAAUUUUUAACACAAAGACUAGUGAAGGAAUUAAUCCAUGGUUUCUUUUAUAUGGAUCUGUUUCAAUAACAUGCAACUUAUUCAAUAUUUUAAUUCUACAAGCUAACAAGAUAUAUGUGUCUGGUAGAUUUUGUUUUCAGAAUACUUUGGGAAUUAUUCAAAUUAUAAUUCAAUGGUUUAUGUUUACAAUAUUUUUAAUAUUGUACAUAGCAUACUUUCCAGAACAUAAGAAAUAUAUAUCUGACAUGAGUGGAUAUAAUAGUUUAAAAUCUUCAAUCAAAUGGCGUGUUUCACGUUAUGUUGCAAUCUUUGUUGCUUCAUUUUUCAUCUUUACGCUUAUUGUUUCAGCUUGUCUUUUAAUAUUCGUUGGAAAAGCUGAAGAACAUUUUAUAACCAAAAUUUGGGCAGAUGCAUUAGGAGUCCUCUCUAUGUUUAUAGCAUCAAUUCAAUAUCUUCCUCAGAUUUGGGAAACUUGGGAAAUCAAGAUUGUCGGAGCUCUUAGUAUUCCCAUGUUGAUAGUUCAAACUCCGGGAACGUUUCUUCUCGUGUAUUUUCUUGCAAUUCGUGAGGGUAAUAGUUGGUCCACUUGGAUUGCUUUCCUUAUCGCAGGAAUCCUACAAGGAAUUCUUCUUGCAUUAUGUCUUGUUUGGUAUUAUAGAGAGAAGCGUGGAAUUUCUUCAAGAUCUGUUAGUGAAAUUGAAGCUCAAUCUAGUGAAUCUAAAGUAUUUAUUGCGGUCUUUAUUGCGUGUGGACUGUUAAUUAGUUAUUUACCACAGCAUUAUAGAAUUAUUAGUCUCAAGUCUAGUGAAGGAAUUAGUCCAUGGUUUCUUUUAUUGGGAGCCGUUUCAAUGACAUGCAGUUUUUUCAAUAUUUUAAUUUUACAAAUCCCUCAACUUGAAUGUUGUAAAUAUGUGUCUGGUAGAGCUUGUUUUGAAAAUACUUUGGGAGUUACCCAACUCACAAUCCAAUGGUUUAUGUUUACAAUGAUUUUAAUAUUGUUCAUGGCAUAUUUUCCACAAUACAGAAAAUAUAUACCAAUUGGUUUAGAUGAUGUUGCAAUUUCAAAGGAUUGGAGUGUAUCACUUUAUGUUACAGCCUUUGUUACUUUACAUUUCAUCUUUACGCUUGUUGUUUCUGUUUAUCUUUUAAUAUUUGUCGGUAAAGCCGAUGAACAUGAUUUGACCAAAUAUUGGGCAGAUGCAUUAGGAAUCAUUUCUUUGAUUUUAGCCUCAGUUCAAUAUUUACCUCAAAUUUGGAGAACUUGGCAAAGAAAGAUUGUUGGAGCCCUUAGUAUUCCAAUGAUGUUGGUUCAAACUCCAGGAUCAUUCCUUUUCGUAUAUUCACUUGCUACUCGUGAGGGUACCAGAUGGACAACAUGGAUCGUUUUCCUUAUUACAGGAUGCCUUCAAGGAACUCUUCUUAUAAUGUGCAUUUGUUGGUAUUAUAGAGAACAACGAGAAAAAUGUAUUGAAGAACCCAUUGUUGAUGUUCCUAAUGAACGUACAGCAUUGCUUAAUACUCCUAAUGACCCAUCAAGCAUCAUAGUGGAUGAUGAAUAG